This is a messenger RNA of Naegleria fowleri, 3297 nucleotides long. RefSeq lists its product as uncharacterized. Gene Ontology annotation, molecular function: zinc ion binding; protein binding. Gene Ontology annotation, biological process: protein homooligomerization. Lineage: Eukaryota; Heterolobosea; Eutetramitea; Acrasida; Naegleriidae. The record is from RefSeq and is a predicted model, not a curated record. Bases 1 to 3297 code for a protein of 1098 amino acids. The transcript has 9 exons.
AUGCUUUCAUCAUCUUCGUCCCACCAUCAACAACAGGAUCACGAAGAACUCGAUCACAACAACAACAAGAGAAAACGUUUCACCUCAGGUUCUCAAGAAAAUCAGGAUGAUGAAACAUCAGCAGCAAAGGAUAUUUCCAUCAUGGAUAUGAAUCCGAGCAAUUACGUUCAUGUUCGGGAAACAAUUGAACGAUACAAGAUCAAAAAGUUAUUGCACUUUAAAAAGCAAUGGGAAGGAAUUGAAGCAAGAAAGAAGGAAAUUGAAUUUCUAGAGAAGUUUUUGUUGGGGAAGACAAGUGCUACCAAUGUUUCGUCAUCAUCGGAAUUGGGUACCCAUUCCUUCGCGACAAGGAAAAAAGAAACUGGUUCUUCUCAGGAAUUGUUGUCUCAAGGUGAAAAUGAUCCUGUUGAUUCCAACAAAGCUUCCUUUGAUGAUUAUCUUUUGAGCCCACAAAAGAAUUUGAAAGAUCUUUUAGAACAACAAGGUCAUGAUAAUCUCAUCAGGUUCAAUGUCGGAGGAAAGAUUUUCACAACCACGAAAACAACUAUUUCUAAGAGAGAGAACAUGUUGAAAACCAUGAUUAAUUCUGAGUUUGGAAUUGAUAGAGAUUCGAGUGGGGCUAUUAUGUUGGACAGAAAUCCAGACUUCUUUCCAAUUAUUUUGGAACAUUUGAGAACGGGAUCAACUACGCACUGUGGCCUCUGGGAAGAAAGAAAUGAAGAGACUCUUCCCAAGUUCAAAGAAUUGUUAGAAGAAUCUGGCUUUUUUGGGACUCAGCGUCUCAGUAAAGCUAUCAGAAUUAUCAUUAAUGAGAUUGAGCACAAGAUUAAGACUAAAAGUGAGCCCCCAACACCCAUAAAUUACACACACAAAAAACUAACGGACGAAACAUUGGAUAACACCAUGGUGAGCACUGGACAAGAUAAGGCAGAUCAGGAAUGGAUUGAAAACUUUAUGAGUUUAACUAUUAGUGAGAAGGAAAUAGCAGACAGUUACUUUACAAGUCUAGAGAAAAAAAUCAAGGAAGAGAAUGAAAUUCUAAAUUCCAAAGAGAAAGAAAUUGCAUUUUCCGCCAGAACAGAUAUUGUUUUUAAUGUGAGAGGUGUGAAAUAUACUGUUCCUCUUCGCAAAAUUGUAUCACAUCCUGAGUGUAUCCUUAAUGAUUUCUUGUCUGCUCUGGAACCUUCUAAAGAAAAUCAGUCUGUUCAAAACGAAAUUUUCAUUGACAGAGAUCCAGAAAUAUUUGGAGUGAUUCUUACCUAUUUGCAGACAGGUCAGGCUAACAUUUUCAACUUGGAAAAACACAAGCAAAAACAAGUAUAUAGAGAAUGCAAGCUUUUGAAUUUGACCGGAUUACUAGAUUACUGGAAUCCAUUAAGAUACCCUAUUGAAACCAUUGGAGAGGAGAACAUUAAGAUGAAAGAAGAAGAAGACUAUAUUAGACAUUUAUUUGCUACCGACCGUGAAAAUCCAGUUCUGAAUGACCCUUACUUACUAUUGUUCAACAUAUUCGAAAAUGAAAAAACAAGAGCAUCAUUUAAAAAAGAAGACCCACCUGGACAAGUUCCUCUCAUAUUCAACUUUGAAAACCCUUUAGAAAAAUCAGAGCUUACUCAAAAACAAGCCAUUGUAGUUCCUCCUGUUCCCAGGAUUUGUGCCUGUCGAGCGCAGUUCAUUGCUCAAUUCAAUGCCUUUACAUAUGGCAUAUUUAAGGAUAUGGAUUGGUCUAAUAUUGUAUGUGCGGGCGGUGCUGUAGUUGCUGCACUAAUGUCGCAUGACAGUAAGAAAGAGUCCACUUCUGGGGCAUCUACGGAAUCCACUUCAAUCGAAGAGCAGGCCAGUAGUUGGGAUGUAGACGAUACUUGUGAAGAAAAUCCAGAAGAUGAUGGAUUUGAAAUUGAAGAUGAUGAUGAAAAUGUAUUUACUGACAGCGACGAUGAAAAGAGUGCACAGUCAUCUUUGGACAAUCCAUUUGGAUUUAAAUCUUCAACUUUGGGUUUUUACUCACAACCAAUAGAAACAACUGCGGAUAAGGAAUUGGCAAACACAUUAACAUAUUCUGUUUGGUCAAAAAGUGACGUUGAUUUGUUUAUUUAUGGUCUUUCCGAAAAAGAGGCAGAAGAAAAGAUUAAUUACUUGUUUACACUUUUUAAAAGUAAUCUAAAUGGACAUGUAUAUAGAAAAUAUUUCAUGAAUAGUGGAUAUUCACAACUACAGGACGAUAUUUUGAUUGUCCGAACAGAACAUUCGGUCACGUUUUAUUUCCAAUAUCCAAUUAGACCAGUUCAAAUUAUUCUUCGUAUCUAUAAGAGCAUUACAGAGGUGUUGUGUGGGUUUGAUAUCGAUAGUGUCACGUUUGGCUUUGAUGGCUCCCAAGUAUUUUGUUUACCUCGUGGAAGAAGAGCCAUUAAUACCAGAUGCAACUUGGUAGAUCCAUCACGACAGUCCAAAACCUAUGAAAUUCGUCUUUUGAAAUACGCGAAAAGAGGCUUUAGGAUUGCUAUCCCAGGUUAUGAUGAAACCAAAAUUAAGAAUGAAAUUUUGUUGGCUGGAAAACCGGCCUACUCCCCCAUUCGAAGACGAAGAAAAUACAGGUACUACAUGAACGACACACCUCGUGCCGACGUAUCAAAAAUGACUGGACUUGCAAGACUAUUAGUCAUUAAACAAGCAACAAAAUUUUCACGCAAUGUAGAAAAAGCUGUGAAUGGUAAAUCUUUAGAGAAAGAAGAAAUGAAUAUCCAUGACUAUGACCAACUUUGUCUUCCAUACAAUUCCUUAACAACAGCAGCGAUGAACUAUGAGACCACCAAACGAGUCGUUCAAUUUUUCCAAGAAAAGUUGAAUAUGAAGCCGCAUUUUGAAUUUGCCUUGAAUGAUGUCACCAGCGUACUGCAUGCUUCUGGUGGCAAAAGCACCAUUUCUCCAGACGUAAAAUGGAUUACCAUCGAGCCUGGCCGUCAGUAUAUUGGAAGUUUCCAUCCAUCGACAACCAAUUUCUACAAGGAUGCCUACACAUCACAACUUGCCAAAAAGCCUGUAGUUAUUCCCAAAAAGAAAAAAGUAAGGAUUACUUGGCAUUGGCAACAUAAAGCGAACUAUAACGAGUACACCAAGGAAAUCAGCGCUUUGAUUGAGAGGGCAUAUCAGAAAUAUAAGAAGAAAAAAUCCGAACACAAAGUGGCCAUUUCUUCAACACACUACAUUGACUUCAAUCAGAAUAAGCAAAUUUCUCUUGAGGAUCGCACAAGAAUGAGACAUGUCAAACGAACAAAAGUUAAACUACCUGAGAAGUAG